This is a messenger RNA of Myxozyma melibiosi, 891 nucleotides long. RefSeq names its product thioredoxin-like protein. The coding region runs from base 318 to 635 and encodes 105 amino acids. The transcript is spliced from 5 exons. Gene Ontology annotation, cellular component: cytoplasm. The record is from RefSeq and is a predicted model, not a curated record. Lineage: Eukaryota; Fungi; Ascomycota; Lipomycetes; Lipomycetales; Lipomycetaceae. Gene Ontology annotation, biological process: cellular response to oxidative stress. Gene Ontology annotation, molecular function: glutathione disulfide oxidoreductase activity.
CGCCCAUCGCCCAUCUCGAACCCGCCCAUCGCCUUCUUCUUCCCUUCUCUGUCUUCUCUGCUCUUCCUCUUCUCGCCGUCGAGUUCUCCAAGCUGUCUUCAUCAACCCUUUCUCUUCGCACACUCGGACGCCGUUCCCUCUCUGCGAUCUCGAAAACUCACAGGUCUCCCCUCAGACGACUGCCCCUAGCCUCUUCUUCCCCCUCCUGCUCUGUAUUGCUCCGAACUUCCGGCAGUGAUACUAUCUUCUCAACCAUCAACCUGGGUUCCAUCUUGUCAUCCCAGUACUCAACCGCAAGCAGCAGCUCUCCGGCCGAAAUGUCAAAGUAUCAGGAACAAGUCAAGGAGCUUGUGGCGGAGAACCCGAUUAUUGUCUUUAGCAAAUCGUGGUGCCCGUACUGCCGCCAGGCCAAGACCACUCUCGACGCCGAGAACGUCCAGCACAAGGAUCUCGAGCUCGACCAGAUGGACACCGGCGACGCCAUCCAGGCUGCUAUUGGCGAGCUCACCGCGCAGCGAACCGUCCCUGCUAUCUUCAUUGGCGGCAAGUUCAUCGGCGGAAACUCCGAUCUGCAAGCUUUGAAGCGUAACGGAAGAUUGAAAGUUAUGUUGAAGGAGGCCGUUUCGACUGCUUAAACGGUUACUUGAUGUCUUUAAUCUCUAUUGAGGUGACGAUGUUUUUGAUUAGCGGUCGGAUCAGUGCUUGGUUUUGAUGUCUAUUAGUUAAAGAAGGUCUAAAGUAUGAUGCAGUUCUGUGCACGCAAGACUGAGUGAUUGAAUAUAUUGAUUUCAAGACAGUAAAUUCAAUUCUCAGUAAUUUAUACAAUGUACAGAACGUAAUAGUGGUCCAUUCAAGACGUUUCAUUUCCCAGAUACUAUAUACCGUAUACUA